AUGCAGCACUAUAACAAUACCAACAACUCCAUUCCUUACCGUGCAACACCAGAGAAUGUAGCCAUCAGUGCUGUUUUGGGGCUUUGCUUUGGUCUGGGUAUCCCUGGUAACCUGGCUGUACUGGUGGUGGUUGGUCAACGUCUCAAAAAUGGAAACUUUACCUUAAAGGUGAUGUUUAGCUUGGCUAUAUCAGAUCUUCUGACGUUGCUUUCCUUGCCUUUGUGGAUCAAAGCAUUGCUCCAUGGUUGGAUCUUUGGUUUGGUUCUCUGCAAGAUGAUUUCCUACCUGGUCUAUUGGGGCAUCUAUAGCAGCGUGUUGGGUGUCACUCUGCUUAGUGUCCAUCGGUACCUGCAAGUACUUUAUUCUCGGAAAUGGUCCAAGCUUGGACGUAAGGGAGAAUUAAUGCUUUUAAUUGGAGUGUGGAUUCUAAGUGGAGUUUUAUCCUCUUACAGUCUCUUUCAACGCCAGGUAACAUUCCAAGACAGAGAUAAAUUACUCCACUGUGACAUGAAAUACAAGGACGAUGGAGAAAGAGUUCGCAUAUUGGUCCUGGAAACUGUUUCACUUUUUGUUGUUCCAUUCUCUAUCCUUGCCUUUUCCUAUUUUACCCUCAACAGAAAGGUGAGUCACAUGGUUUUAUUCCGCAGUAAGAGGAUGACCAAACUGGUAGCUAGGAUUGUGCUGGUUUUCUUUCUCCUCUGGAUUCCUGUUCACAUAAACAAUGUUCUUAUGAUUGCUGCAGCCUUGAGGAAGUCUGACAGACUGCUGAGCUUCACAAAGAUCCUCGCGGGAUUGUUUGGAGCAUUGACUUUCAUUAAUAGUUGUGUUAACCCGUUUCUGUACGCUUUCUCCGCUCAAGUGCUCCGCAGGCAGACACCCAUGGGGGAGAGUACGUAA
Molecule: messenger RNA, 897 nt
Organism: Chanos chanos (milkfish)
Lineage: Eukaryota; Metazoa; Chordata; Actinopteri; Gonorynchiformes; Chanidae
Product: leukotriene B4 receptor 1-like
Exons: 1
Coding region: 1-897 (298 amino acids)
Biological process (GO): calcium-mediated signaling; G protein-coupled receptor signaling pathway; immune response
Cellular component (GO): membrane; external side of plasma membrane
Molecular function (GO): C-C chemokine binding; C-C chemokine receptor activity
Source: RefSeq, a predicted model, not a curated record